Messenger RNA from Pelmatolapia mariae (spotted tilapia), 7198 nucleotides. RefSeq names its product prominin 1a (gene prom1a). Gene Ontology annotation, cellular component: apical plasma membrane; cell surface; prominosome. Gene Ontology annotation, molecular function: cholesterol binding. The record is from RefSeq and is a predicted model, not a curated record. The coding region runs from base 374 to 3025 and encodes 883 amino acids. Lineage: Eukaryota; Metazoa; Chordata; Actinopteri; Cichliformes; Cichlidae. The transcript is spliced from 31 exons.
CCUGUGCAAACGGCGGCGCGCACCAUCGCCCGCUCCCGUGACGCAGCGCAUCCCCGUGCUGCACAGAUGCCGGAGUGGAAGCGACAGGCGCGCUCAUCCAAACGCAUCGAACACAGGGGACGUGGGAGAAGAUCGUCCGAUUUGCGUCCGUCUAAGAGCUCCAGACCGCGGGGAACGAUGCUCGGAACAAGUCGCUCGGUGGGAAGCAGGACUUAAAAAGCUGCGGAACACUUUUAUCUUUACUCUCUCUUUCCCUUUUCCUUAUCCCCCACUCCGAUAAUAAUCAAGAUUCCGGGCAGUCGCCGUCCAGUUUUCUCGAUCACUGAGAAUUUAGUUCCAGUUUCACGACAGGUCGGUGUUUCGUUUGGACACGAUGUGGAAGCCGGGAACCCUCCUCCUGCUGUUGCUGUGGCUGGCAUCCGGCGAACUCCAGCAAGAGACGGAGCCGCGGAGACUCCCACCCCCAGGAAAGUUGAAUUUCGGCUAUGUGCCAGCGGGAGUUUACGAGACGCUGGCCCAUUACGAACCUGGACCGAUAGGGAUUCUGUUCCACAUGGUCCAUGCUUUCCUGUAUGCGGUGCAACCCAACGCUUUUCCACACGAUCUUAUUGUCAAACUGGCAAAGGACAAGUUUGGAGCCAUUCAGACGGAAUAUCAAAAGCCAGAGAACAUAGUGCUGACCCUUCAGGCCAUCUACUACGAGAUAGGCUUCCUAGUUUGUGCAGCAGUGGGCCUGCUCUUUACCAUUCUGAUGCCAAUAGUCGGACUCUUCUUCUGCAUGUGCCGCUGCUGUGACAACUGUGGUGGUGAGAUGCACCAACGCCAGAGGAAGAAUGCAGACUGCCGGCGUGGCCUCCUGGGAACGCUGCUCUUCUCCACCUCACUGGUCAUCACGAUUGGAGUGCUGUGUGCGUAUGCCGCCAACCAGAACCUGAGCUCUCAGGUGAAGAACGUACGGAGACUGGUCAACAGCAACAUGAGGGAUCUGCACACCUUCGCUAACGACACACCGAUGCAAAUUGAUUACCUAAUAUCCCAGUAUGCCACGGCCAAGAACAAAGUCAUCUAUGACCUAGAUAACAUAGGCCCAUUAUUGGGUGGAAGAAUACAUGAUCAGUUGGAUAAGGAGGUCCGUCCUGCCUUGGACCAAGUCCUCAAUAUGGCUGGAGUGAAAAUCGAGAGGGCCAUUAAAGCCAUGCGAGAAACCAAGGAGGCCUUGGAGAGCGUUAAUGCAUCUCUGGAGGUGCUUCAGGAUGGAACAGGGAAACUGAGCCUAAACCUGGGCCAAGUCCGGACCAGCAUCAACCGCACCCUAAAUGACCCUGGCUGCCAUGAUGAAGACUCAGAUGCUACCACAGCCCAGCUAUGCCGCAACAUUCGCCAGUCGCUGUCCCAGCUGCAGAUCAGCUCAAAUUUCACACGGCUACCCGAUGUGAAUGCACAGCUGGAAAAGAUGAACGAUGUAUUGAAAACAGACCUCAGCGCUGUCGUUCAGAGGGGCUUCUCCUCUUUGAAUGACACGCCGCAUAUGGUGAUUGAACAGACCAGAAGUGUUGUUGAGAGUGUAACAAAUUUGGUGGAUAGCAUUGGCAAUAACAUCAGCAGCUUUUCCAAGGCAUUCCCAGUGCAGAGCUGCCUGUCCAACUUCACCAUCUUCGUUAACCAUGUGCACGCCAAGAUUGAAGACUACUACCCAGAAAUUGACAAAAUGGACUUCUACAGGUGGAUUGGCUGCAUUGCUCUUUGUUGCAUGGUGGUCCUGGUCCUGGCCUUCAACUACCUGGGCCUGCUGUGCGGAACGCUGGGCUAUGACAAACAUGCCUCACCUACAACACGGGGCUGCAUCUCCAAUACAGGAGGAACGAUGCUUAUGGCUGGAGUUGGAUUUAGCUUCCUCUUCUCCUGGGUACUGAUGGGAGUGGUGACCAUCAUCUUCCUGGCUGGAGGGAACAUGGAGAAACUUGUGUGUGAACCAUUCCACACCAAAGAGCUUUUCAAGGUUGUGGAUACUCCAUAUAUGAUCAACCCAGAGUGGAAGAACUUCAUCCCUGGCUACAUGUACAACGACUCUGAGCUGAAGCUGACAACAGAGAGCUUAUACAGUACUUGCAAAAAGAACCAAGGCAUCUACUCUGCCAUGCGUCUGGACAAAGUCUUCAAUAUUUCCUCUUACCUGAACACCACAGUGUUCACAAAGGAUGUGGUCAGUCAGCUGGACAGUCUUAAGAUCGACUUGAGAGGCAUAAUCCUGUUGGAGGCAGAAGGAAGGCAGAACCUCCUGGAUUUCUCUGAAGCAGGGCUGUCAGAGAUCAACUACGCCGACUACCUGGAGGAGGUGAAUAAGGGGGUCACUGUAGUGGAUCUACUCUCAUUUGCCAGAGAACUGGAGGCCCAGACAGACCUGAUGCCCAAAAGUAAUCUGCAGUCUGCUCUGAAAGGCCACGUUGGCACUCUGCGGCAGAUCCACAGGCAACAGAUCGUCCCAAUGGAGCAAUCCAUGAAGUAUGUUAGAGCAAGGAGUGCGCUGAACCAGAGUAUGAGGUUCCUGGAAAGAACAGCCUCUGAUCUUCCUAACAAAAUCUUAGCUGUUCUUGAUGCCAUCAAAGCUGCACAGUUCCUCAUCUCGCAGAACGCUACGCAUUUAAUAAAUCGGGAGUCCAGAAAGUACACCACCACCAUUAUUGGCUACUUUCAUCAAUACAUUGAAUGGGUGAAAACAUCUCUGGCCAUGGAAGUUGCACCAUGCAAGCCCUUCAGCAACAUGGUGGACACAGCUGAAAUCAUGGCUUGCAGUUUCGUGGUUGACUCUAUGAACACUUUCUGGAUGGGCCUGGGCUGCAGCACUCUCCUCCUGCUGCCGAGCAUUAUUCUAGCAGUAAAACUGGCCAAGUACUACCGCAGGAUGGACACAGAGGAUGUUUACGAUGACACUGAGACAAUUCCCAUGAAAACUAUGGAAAUUGGUAAUAAUGGUUAUCAUAGUGAGCGCUUACAAGGUAUUCCUAAUCCUAUGAUGACAAGGUAAACAUUACAUUAAUCCUGUUAACUGCAUGUGAUGGUGGAGGUGGAAGCAUGCCGGAGGAGCUUGGCCUGGCAUAGUGCAAGACUGCAGGGGAGCUGAUUCAUUGCAUGUACAUGUGUGGACAUAUUGAAUAUCUGGAGGUCAUAAAAUUAAAAUAAUAUGAAAGCUGAAAAGUAAUGGCAGCAAAAAACUUAAAAACUUAAAAAGGCCAGCAGAGUAUUAUCAGCAAAUUGUGUGAUUUAUUGCAGUAUCUAGAUUCUGUAGGAUUAGAGGAGAACAGGAUGGUAGCACCAUGACUUCUGUGCAAGCACUGAGCAAUGCAAGAGGUACUAGUUUACCUUAAAGGCUGGAAGUAAAGGAAAAUGGAUAGCCUGGCUUUGUGUAAGAUGAAAUAAAUCUAAUUACCCGUACCUCUAAUGCUCAACUAUUAUGCAAAACAACCAGUGUUGUAGGUGGAGGAGUAAAAGUGCUUUACAUAGAAUUAAAGUUUUGGUAACUAAAGGACAAAUGAAAGGUCUCGUUUAAACUACAGUAUUAUUAUUACAGUAUUAUUUAUUAAGAUACUAAAGUGUUGUGGUUGGUUGAUGUAGUUUUUCUUCUUCCACCACCUUUAAUGUUUUUAGUUAGAUGUUUACUUAGGAACUGCUGCGAUUGCUUUUCACUUUCUCAUUUUGCCAGUUUUUCACUUUGUGUUAUAUGAGGAAUAUGUUACUAACUAGGCAUGCUCUCUGUGCACACUGGGACGUUCUUGUGGAGUGAAGAAUCUUCCUCUUUCCUCUCGUUCAGAGUCAGCCAAAGUCCGAUGAAUGUACACCUGAUCAUUAUGUUCAGAGAGAGCAUCCCUACCUAUGAUACUAUGAACAGGUUCCCGCGGGCCUCGGCUCCUCCGAGGCACAUCGACUGGUGACAGAGCCGCCUCUUGUUCUGGCUCCUGAAAGCUUGUUUUAGUGCAUUUCUGCUCACUGAAGAACCAUCAUGUGCCCUCGAAAACUGGAACUGAAAUACGUCAUACUUUUAAUUUCCUAAAUCCUUGGACCAGAUGAGGCUCAGUGAAAGCUGGUUUCCUCACAACAAAAGAACAAUUGCCCUGCAGGCGUUAUCUUCAGCGAUGAACCGAACCUUCUCGGCCUUCAGUACGGUUACAGCCUGCAGGAUAUCAAACUCUUUCCCCCUCAGCAUCAAUCUGAGCCAGGCUUGUUCUGCAUUUUUUGUAAAGGACUGCUUUGUCUGCGUUUACAUUUGUUCAGAUAUGAAACAAAGCAGAAAAAUAUUCAGUGACAGGACAUGACAUUAACUGUGAUGCUUGUUCAUUUUAAUGUGCUUCUUUGUGCUUACGAAAACAAAAGCUGGAAGGUCAGACGAAAUAACUGCAAGCAGAGGACUCUUUAUUUUUCCUUCUCCUGCUUCCUGCAUUUAAAAAGGGAUGUGACACUUUCAACUCAAACUAGUGGCAGUGUGUCAUUACAUCUGUGAUGAAUGCAAAUUAACGAUAACAGCCUGUUAAAAAGUGUUGAACAGUGCACAUACUUUUUUUAAGUGCAGCAUGUGUGAAGUGGUGGAUCUGUGGUGUCUUCAUGAUUGAGAAUUUGAAUAAAGUGGUAAAAUAGAGGUUAGAGGGUAUUCUACAAAAAAAUUAGUCUCUUUAAAAUGUUUACAAUAUCACAGAAACGUUUAUCUUUGCUGGUUUGAUGCGCAUUACAAAAGACUGGUUGCCUUUGUAUGGAGUUUGAGAGCUGCUACUUUUUAAAAGAGGAAAUCUUCCAACAGCUAAUCUUACACUGCUGAAAAUCAUCAAUCUGGGAGUUAUUUGUGCAGUAAAGAUCCAAACUGUACUCUUUUUCCUAGAAUACCUAUCUUCCCUUACCCUGUGUCAUCCACAUCUACAGGUGGCAAUUCUCUACAUUUUUCCAGAAUGCCUUUUAAACAAGUCAUUUGUAUCCAGUAGGGAUGUAAAAUUACUUUAUUUCAAAAAGAUGAAAUGAAAUGUGACAAACUGAUUCUGUAAUGCUUUCUACUGUGACGAUGAUGUCCGUAGUAUGUUUUGCUCAUGCAUUAUCUUCCCAGGGUGUCAAACACUGCCAUUCUGUCUGUGGCUGCUGGCCUCUUUGAUCCGUGCGAGGUGUUCUGUGGUGUUAAUAUGGAGAUGCACUGACUGUAAUAUUUGAUACUGAGAGACAAGGAUAUUAAUCUUUAUUAUGUGGGAGGCAAUGUGGUGAUGAUGUAAAUUACAGGUUUUUCAGUGUUUGUGUUUCAUGUCCAUUUUGUUGUCAUUUUACGUUCACCUUCACUGGGUGCUUGGUCGGGUUUAGGCACGAGAACUAGCUGGUUAUUUUUAGGAAAAGAUGGCCGUUUUGAUUAAAAUACUCCCCUUCAACAACGCUGCAACUUGAAAAAAUGAUAUUGUUUGGACUCUUGUAAUUAAGAGUCCAUAUAGCAACACUCAUCUCACUAUUAGCCAGUGCGUCUCAGUACUAACGUCCUACAUUCAAAAUGUACAUCUCAGAAAAAAUUACUGUAUUUGAUGCCCUGGGAAUAAGAUUGCUCCAGUUCAAAUUCUGAAUACGUUUUAAACUAUUAGAUUCCAAUUUUUAAUCUUUUAGGUUUUAAAUGCUUCCUGAUGUGUCAAUGAAACCUCAUAGAUUAGGUAAGCUGGUUUUUUAAUGGUACUAUGGGGGCAGAAAUGUUGGGGCUAACCCCCCACCUCCUCGGCCCUUGUUUUGGUAAUCAUUUCUGGAUAUCUCAGGUAUACAAGAACCUUGAGGAAGUCUCACCCCCAAAUAGCAUGUUACUGUUGUGGACAGACCUUUAACACCAUAAAACAAAAUGACACCAGUUUUUUUUUCCAGCAGUGUAAGCUUUUUUUUAGGUGGAUUUUCCCUUUAAAUCAUAUACUAAAUUCAAAACACAAACAGACAAAUGUCUGGCUUUUAGGUUCCCUGUGUGGCAGAUUGAGUCCUUUGUCACAUGGGACCAAGUUUUGUUGAGUUCACUAACAUAAUAUUUUUAUUAUGAUUUGUUUUUUCAUAGUGGUGAUACUUUUACAGUGGAGAAUAAUUCUCAAGCCAAAUCUUUCUUUCUGUCUUUUUUUUUUAAACUGUAGUUCUCAGGUCUUUAGGGGUCUAUCAACUAUGUGCUUAUUUUGUUCCUCUGCUUUGUAUAAACCCACAGUAGCUAUGGAUACAUUUAAAGCUAUGAAAAAAGUGAAUGUAUUCAAGAGCUAUUUUCUUUUUAUUUCACAUUGCUUGAUAUGGAAGUUGAGAAAUAUGCUGAAAUCUAUGUGUAACGCAACGGGCAAACACAUCCAGCUGUCCCACUCUCUUUGCCCUUAUGUUUACAGGUUAGAUUUGCAGCUGCUGUUAGCAAAGUAAUGAUGGCGGAAAAAAAAUUUGACAAUCCAUGAUUGGGAAUAGUGAGUGCUGUCAAUCAAGAGUAGAAAAAUAAGCAUGCUUCAUGUUUUGCACAGCAUGGUGUUGAUGCACACUGUCAAAAAAAUGUCCAUCUUAACACUGAAACAUAUAUUUCUGUUAACAUAGCACAGUUGUUCUUUAAAGUACCACACAAUCACUAAUUUAUGGGAAAAUAAAAGUUAUUAUGAUAAGUAUAUUUGUCUCUAAGAUUGGCAUCAAUGAAUUAGCGUCAGAAAUAGGACUAAAAUAUCCAGUUUAUUUAUCUUAUUUCAAUAUUUUAUUUUCCAUAGCUCUGUUAUUGUAAACCAGGGCUAAGUGAUGAUGAGAAAAGAAAUACUCUGUAUAGAUAAACCUAAAUUAUGAUGUAGUAAUAGAACAUAUUUGCAGUGUAGGAAACUCCCAGCAUCAAGAUGAACUUUCUGAAUUAUAUUGAACUUUAAACACAGACUGGCUUCUAUUGAGUCACUGAUAUUCUUUUUAUUUUGAGACACAUUUCUUGUUAAAAUGGACAUUUUUGAAGUAUCCGUGUGCUCACAGGACUAUCAUUGGGUUUCUGUGAAAGUUUGGAUGUGAGAGAAAAAUGUUUGAAUUUACUAAGUGCUUACACUAGAUAUCCUGUAUGCUAACCCUGGAUGGAUCAGAUACAGCGGUAACUGGUUUGAACUGUGAUGCUCCAAAGUUGGGCACUGGUGGAGCCACUAAAGAGUAGGUUUAUAUGAUGUGAUGGAAAGAAAGUGUAUAAAUUGUGAAUAAAGUUUUAAAAUCCAAA